This is a messenger RNA of Rhopalosiphum padi (bird cherry-oat aphid), 1944 nucleotides long. RefSeq names its product fatty acyl-CoA reductase wat-like. NCBI's taxonomy places the organism in Eukaryota, Metazoa, Arthropoda, Insecta, Hemiptera, Aphididae. Gene Ontology annotation, molecular function: alcohol-forming very long-chain fatty acyl-CoA reductase (NADP+) activity. The transcript is spliced from 12 exons. The record is from RefSeq and is a predicted model, not a curated record. The coding region runs from base 233 to 1786 and encodes 517 amino acids. Gene Ontology annotation, biological process: long-chain fatty-acyl-CoA metabolic process. Gene Ontology annotation, cellular component: peroxisome.
UAUAGAGCGUACGGAUUAACCAUUCGCUAAAUAGAUUAGUCUUUUUUCGAACUCAAUUUUUGGGAAUAUUAUAUCUGUUUUCAUCUAAAUUACAACACCAUAUUUAAUAUGGAUUGUUGUAUUUAUUUUGAGUAAAUACGAUAUUUUGUCUUGUUAAAUUGGCCAAGUUCGAAUAGUGAAGUUUUCGUUAAGCUAUUAAGAUCCAAUACAAAUAAACAUUUAAACAGCAGUCAUGGAGAACUACGAAAGUGCAACUCAGUUAUCAGAGAUUCAAUCAUUUUACAACGAUACAACAAUAUUUUUAACUGGUGCUACUGGAUUUAUGGGAAAUUUAAUCCUGGAUAAAUUAAUAAGGACUUGUUCGGGAGUGAAAAGAAUCUAUAUUUUAAUCAGAGAGAAAAAGGGGAAAACUACAGAAGAAAGAUUUAAACAACUCUUCGAUGAUCCCGUAUUUGAAUUAAUGAAAAAAGAAAAACCAAACUUUUUAGAAAAGAUUACUGCAGUUAUCGGCGAUUGUGCAUUGCCGAAUUUGGGAAUUGAAGAAAAAUAUAUUAAUAUUUUAAAAGACGAAGUAAACAUAGUUAUACACUCCGCUGCUACUGUACGAUUUGACGAACAAUUAAGAAUAGCUGUCAAUAUUAAUAUAAUUGCCUUACAAGAUAUACUGAAAAUAAGUCAAGAAAUUAAAAACUUGAAAGCUUUCGUUCACAUUUCAACUGCUUAUUCAAACUGUGCAGGAAGAGAAAUUGUGGAUGAGGUAUUCUACAAACCACCUAUAUCUGGAGAAAAAUUAGCACAGGUCGUUAAUAGUCUGAACGACGAGUACAUCGCUAGAAUUACACCUUCGUUACUAGGAGAAUGGCCAAAUACAUAUGCGAUGACUAAAGCAAUUGCUGAGGGUGAAAUAGUGACUUAUGGCAAAGGGUUACCAAUUGGAGUUAUUAGACCAUCAAUGAUUAUUGCCACCGACAACGAACCUGUUCCUGGAUGGAUCAACAAUUUCUAUGGACCAACAGGAGUUGUAGCAGCCACCGGCAUUGGUCUCAUGAGAUGCAUGUAUGCUGAUCCCGAUAAAACAGCCGAUAUCGUACCUGGAGAUUACGUCAGCAACGCCGUGUUAGCUUGUGCUUGGGAUAUUCACAAUCUAUGGAAAGAUAACACAUUUAACGACAUUAUGAAAACUGAUAGUUUAGACAAAGAAACGUUUGUGCCACCUAUUUACAAUUUCGUAUCAUCAAGUGUCAACCCAUUGACAUGGGGAGAAUUUUCAAUGUUGAAUAAAAAAUACGGAUGUGAAGUGCCUUCUGUAAAAGCGAUUUCGCCAAUUUUGUUGAGAUUAUCUAAACACAAAUACGAAUACCAAAUUUUAUGUUUUAUUCUCCACAUUAUACCCGGAUUUAUAAUUGAUUCCUUAGCCAAACUUACCGGAAGGAAGCCUUUAUUAAUGGAAGGUUAUAGAAAAAUGCAUAAAUUCGCCGAUGUUAUAUCUUACUUCAGUUUAAAAUCAUGGACAUUCAACGAUAAUAACACGAGGUCUUUGAUAAAAAAGUUAUCCAAACUAGAUCAGACACUUUUCAGAUUCGAUUUAACCAAAUUGAGUUGGGAUGAAUAUUUCAAAAAACACGUAUUAGGUAUUCGAAUGUAUAUUGUAAAAGAUCCAUUGGAAACAUUAACAGAAGGAAAAAAAAGGAAUCAAAAAUUAUGCAUAGCUUACUACACAUUAUUAUCCGUCUUAGCUGCUGCAUUAUUAUUAAUAGUGUAUGGAAUUUGCAAUUUAUUUGUGUAACAAAAUUAGUGCAGCUUCAGAAAUCUCAUUUUCAUAUUGUACAGACAAAUCUUACAAAUAUUCAUUAUUCAAUCUUUUACCUAGUGUAAUGAGGAUUUUAUUUUUUUGUUCAUAUUUUAUAAUACUUAUACAUUAAAUAUACCUAAUAUAGUUUUGUA